Messenger RNA from Danio rerio (zebrafish), 1844 nucleotides. The record is from RefSeq and is a predicted model, not a curated record. Lineage: Eukaryota; Metazoa; Chordata; Actinopteri; Cypriniformes; Danionidae.
UACAAAAACUAUAACUAAUUUUCAAUAUGUUUUUAGUAGCCCUGUCAAAACCUUAGUGACUCUGUAAAAGCAUGUGUGUGCGCGCGCGCUGAUGUGUUUGCACUCCACGUCUGCUGACGUACCGCUGUCAGGCAGGCAGUACAUCAGUAUUGCAGGACUGGACACUUCAGGGUCCGAGAGAGCAGACCUGUAAUGCGCCUCCUGUUUGUCCGCGUCUUGGCAGCCGCCGCGCGGUUGCGGCACUGGGGGAGAAGAGCAGGGCUGAUAAAGCGCGUCCGCCUGAAGGGGUGGAGAGGAGGGCAGAGACAGACAGAGGGCAGGACUGCCAGGGUGCGGCUGCUUCAGUAGCAUCUGAGCUCGGGUCACUUCCAUUUCCACAGUGCACAUGUCAAACAGCCGAGCCGGGAGCCAGAAACCGCUGCGGGGACGCGCACUCUGACCGCGGCUCUGCGCAACCAGGAUCCGCCUGCAGGCGACUCUCAGCGCGCGUGCCAAGAUAAACGGAACUUCUCUAUUUAUUCCCCCUGUCUCCGCUUUGACUGAGAGAAAGCGACUUUUACAGACCUGAGAGGAGGACCGACGGUCUGGCAAGCGAAGUCACCAUCGACCGAGUCCUGGGUCUGUCGGGGUGUCUUUCCUUGCGCAAAGGGAUGGCGAGAGCCAGGUGCCCUAAUAAACUGGUCCUCCUCCCCCUCCGGUGAUCUUGCACGGGGUCUGAAGCUGAGAUUGGGGGGAGGAGGGUCGCUUAAUCGUUAUCUUCACCGUCUUUGACACUCCAUCUUUCGGAGUGCCCGCUGGCACCGGUUGGCAUGAGACUCUCCACGGCAGCGGCGCUCCUCACCGGCUUCAUCUUGGCUUUCUCGCCGGCGUACGACGGCUGUGGACCGGGCAGAGGUUACGGCAAGAGACGGACUCCGCGGAAACUCACGCCUCUCGCCUAUAAGCAGUUUAGUCCGAACGUAGCCGAGAAAACGCUGGGGGCGAGCGGGAGAUAUGAGGGGAAGGUCACCCGCAGCUCCGAGCGCUUUAAAGAGCUGACGCCAAACUACAACCCGGACAUCAUCUUCAAGGAUGAGGAGAACACAGGUGCGGACCGCAUGAUGACACAGCGCUGCAAGGAUAAGCUGAACUCUCUGGCCAUCUCGGUGAUGAACCUGUGGCCCGGUGUGCGUCUGCGUGUGACGGAGGGCUGGGAUGAGGACGGACAUCACUCUGAAGAAUCUCUGCAUUAUGAGGGCAGAGCGGUGGACAUCACAACCUCGGACCGCGAUCGCAACAAGUACGCCAUGCUGGCUCGUCUUGCGGUGGAAGCAGGCUUCGACUGGGUCUAUUACGAAUCCAAAGGCCACGUACACUGCAGUGUCAAAUCAGAUCGUUAUGCAAAUCAGCUGUCCCUGACAUGAUCAGAAGAAGCAUAUAAUACUGUAUAUUGUUAUGUAUAUACUGUAAUUUGUACAAAAUCCUAUAGUCCAAAGAGGAAAGACUGCUGGCAGUGCCAGUCAAAGUCAGAAUCAGUCCACUAGGAGGCGCUCAAACCCCAAUGAAGAGGAAGUAAAAGUUCCACUUUGAGGAUCCUAUUUACCACCUGAACCAGUCUUGAGGAAAACCCCAUAGGACCAAGCAAUGAACGAAGGGUGGAAAGGCCAGAGGUAUAUCAGUCAAAAGUGGAGAUUAGAAACAGGGCCAGGGCACUGAAUCCGUUCUACAUCUAAAUGCUUUCCCUUUUCUCUCCAUUCCUCUCCUCCAUUCCUUCCGUAGAGCAUUCAAUAGCAGCAAAAACAGGCGGCUGUUUUCCUGGAAGGGCUCUGGUGACCAUGAAGGAUGGUUCCCAUCGACAAAUCCGU